AUGUUUUUCAUCGUCGGCUUAGGGUUGAUUAGUGCAAGUCUUAUCAGGAUGAGUAAUUCUGAUGAGCUGUCUUUAGAGCCUGCCUAUUACAAGCCUCAGAAAAAACAAUAGGAAAUGCUCAAGCAAUAAGUGUAGAAUACUAAGUAUUAUGAGUCCAAGGAUGGAGAACCCUCUUAUAGUUUUGAGAUGGAGGAUAAACUCUGGGAAUCAAGUGAUGAAUAUGGUUAUGGAUAUUGGGUUCGUUUUUCUGAGAAUGAGAAUCAGGACCCUCUUAAAUAUUAUUUUCUGAGUAGAUUAACUACAAAUCAGGAACAUGGAGAUUUAACUUAUUAUGGGGACAGAACAUUAAGCGUUUUCCUGUAUAAGAAUGUGUUUGUUUUUGCCACAUACGAUUUGGAUGAGAAUCUCAAAUCGAAGGAGAGACCAGUCAAAUUACAAGAGAAUAUUAAUGGGAAUUGGUACUUUGUUUGUUAUUCUAAAAAAAAAUCGGAGAUAGUAGGGUUUUUGGUGAAAUUUGGAGCAAAUUAUAUAUUGCGAUUUGAACAAUAUGGUAGGCACAAGCCUAGUAAGUAUUAUAAGGUGAUAUUUGGGGGAUCUGAAUUCGAUUAUUUGAGUCUGCCUGGACAAUUUGCAAAUAUCUAUUUCGAUUUCGAUGAGCCUGCAUUCAUAAAUACAAACGAAGACGUAAUCCUCCUCAUCUAGACUCAUUGUAAUAUGCCUUAAGAGUUACUGAAAAGGUGGACAAUUAAAUUGAUUGAAGAGACAAAGGACUUUUCAGCCAACAAUAAGGAAGAUUCAAUAGAAAUGGAACCCUUUGAAAAUGAUUACAUCAUAACUCAAUACUCUGUGAAAGGGUGGUUUCGUUGGGUUGACAAUAUUUUGGUUGAAGAACUGAACCAAUUCCAGAUCUUUAAUUUAAGAAGCAAUAAAGAUAAGAGUGAUAAAACUGGAGAUAGGGCCUUAGAAAUUCAUUAGAUCGUCGGAGGUGGAUCAGAAAGCUAAGUUUAUUUUAGUACAUACUCCAUCAUUGAGGAAUAGAACAGGAUUACUCAACAAUUGAAAUCAAAUUAAUUGGUGUGGACCUAUGCUUAAUUUAGCUAUGAUAUAGGGAGUUUAAAGGCUUUCGGAUACUUGAUAUAUCCAGGUUACGCAUAGAGUUUAGAAUUCAAUGAGGUAUAACAUAAAUAGGUCACCAAACUAUUCUUGACUGUUGGGGCUGAUAACGGGAUUUCAAGUUUCAAUGGGAAGAUUGCUUAUGUUUCAUUAAAUGUUGGGCCAAAAUCAUUUAGUGAUUAGAUGUAGAUGGAUGAUGAAGGAGCUUUGAAUAUAUAUUUGAGAUCUAAAUUAGUAUCGGAGGAAGAGGAUAUCCGACCUAGUAGAUAAAAUUCAAUAUAACCAGUGUUUUCUUAGUUGUAUGAUGAUGACAAAGUAAAUGGCUAGAGUGAAUAUAGUUUUGGAAUGUGGAGUAGAUGGAUACGCACAUAUCCAUUAUAUUUAUAAAAGAGAGCAGAAAUUCAUUCGAUUGCUCAUUUGAAAAGAUAGUACAAAUAAGUCUUAUUGGAAAUCCAAUUAGCUAAAUCAUCUUACUUAUUUUAGUCAUUAGAGGAGAUACAACAUAUUGAGUACCAAGAGUUGGAAGGCGUUUGGGUUUAUUUAUACUUUGGAUAUAGUAGAUUGCAAAACAGAGCCUUGGGAGUAGUGAAUACUUUGGGAAAAGACUUAAAAUCGAUUGAAUUCCAUGACUAACAUGAUUUAAUCUUAGAUGCAAUUGAAUUCUACGUAGGAAAACAUCAUACUCCUUUGUUUAAUGGAGAAUUUGCAAGAAUAUCAUUCCAAUUUGGUCCUCAUUCAUUUAGACAGGAAAGUGAAUUGGCAGAAAUAGACACCUAAGGAUUGCCCUAUAUACUUCCUAUGAGCCAAUAAACAAUUCAAUUGAUAGGGGCUGCUCAAUAGAGUCCAAUAGAUGAGAAAUUUGAAUUCGAGUAAUUUUAGGGUAUAACAGAAUACAGUGUGUCAGGAUGGGUAAAAUUCAAUGGCAAAGAGAAAUCUGGAGAAUAGUAUCACAUUAUAACAUUGACUCAAAGAACUCUAGAAGAGAGUAAUGAUUAAGCUACUUUACAAAUAUUAAAGAAUGAUGUCAACUACGUUUUUGUUACAUAUACUUGUGAAAUUGAAUGUGAUAAGUAUUUGAAAUAGGAGAGUGCUUUUGGUGAAUAUUGGGAUUAAUGGACAUAUAUCUAUUUUGGAUACAAAAACUAUUAGACUUACACCUACAUUGAGUAUAAGUUUACUUCGAAUUCAUUCAUCAUCAAAGAGGUCAAUCAUUAUUAUAUGUCUGUGUUUUCUGUUCUCUUGGGAUAAGAGAGGAAGGAGUUCCUACAAUAUACCGGGUCGUUGAAAUAGUGGGUUUUGAAUGUAGGUACUGGAGCAUAUCGGGAAGGCAGUUAUGAGAGCGAGUAACUGAGUAUCAAAGUACAUUUUGGAUAUUUAGCAGGAACUGAUCAUUUGACAUAAGCAUAAUAGAUGAAAGAACAUCCAGAAAUAUUAGACUGUCAAACACAGCAGAUCAAAUUAUAGUAAAGUGAGGACUUGUAAUUAGAUGGACUCUAUGAAUAUGGAUAUGGUUUAUGGAUUCAAUUUAAACAUUAUGCUAGCAACAUUAGUCUCAUUAAGCCUAAAUUGAUGGGUAUCGCUAGAUUAUCCUUAUAGUCGAUAGAACAUCUCUUGAGUGUUGUAAUGAAUGUGGGGAACUAUUAAUUCAUCACUUUAGAAGGUUCAGAAUAGAUAGAUUACACAGCUUAUCAUGAGAGUGAAUGGAUAUUUGUUUAUUAUGCUUAUUAAAGAUAGCAAUAAGAUAUUGGUGAGACAGUAGGGUUUGUAGUUGAUUAUAAUGGUAUUAGAUAGAUUAAACAAAAUGUUUUACAUCCUUUGAUUAGAGAUCAUCUCAAUUUUUAGAUUGGAAGAGCAUCCAAAAAUUAUAUACAAUUUAAUGGUUUAAUAACUGGAAUCAGAUUGUAUUUAGGAAGUGGAGCCUUGAUUAACGAGGAACAACUUAAACAGAUGAUAACUAAACUUAAUAGAAAACCAGCACAAAUUUAUAUUGAUAAUGUAAUUACUAUUGUGGAAGACAGGACUGAUACUUAUAGUGGAGAUAAUCCAAUUCAUAUAGAGGGAAGUGCUAAUCAAUAUUCAAUGCAACUGUGGUUUAAGAUGAGCUAGGAUUAAUUUAUAUAUAGAGUGACAUAAAAUGAACAUUUAUCAGAUAGAAAAUAUCUGGGAGAUCGUGUAUUCCAUUUGUCGACUCAAAUAGAGAAUGUAGAAUAUAGUACAUAUAGUCUGUUAAACAUGGAUGAGGUAGACACCUUAAUUAGUUAAUAAUGCAAAAUAGAGUUAUAUCAUUAGAACGUGUGGACAUUUUCAUAUUAAAGUUAUUCCAAAAAGGAAUAGAAGAUGAUAACUUAUUUAAAAAUAGAUGAUUACAUUUGUUAAUAGCAUUAAGAUAAUAUCAUUCAUGCAAUAAGUGAUUAAAUAUGGCUUUAUUUGAUGAAAGAUUUCAAUGACUAGCAUUCAAAUACAAUGAUAUCACACGUUAAAUUGACUUUGGGACAAGGAAGUUUUACUGACGAUAACUUUUUGAAAUUAUCAUCCUUUAUUGCAGGAAACAGAUAAAUGCCAAAGAUUAUAAAGGAACUUGAAAAUGUAGAAGACUCCUAGAGUUUUACAUUCAAUGAAGUGGAUUCAAUGAGUGAAUAUGCUGUAUCAUUUUGGUGCAAGUUUAGUUCCACUUACCCUGAAAGGAGAUAUAGAAAACCAGAGCAAUUCCAGAUAUUCAGAAUGACUUCUAAUGUAGACUUGACUGAGGGGAAGAUUGAAUUAAGAGACAGGUUAUUAAGUGCUUAUGGGUUAACCAAUUCAUUUAGUUUUAAUACUUAUGAUAUCAAUGACAAUGCCCCAAAUGAAUACAGUAUUAUUGAAAUAGAGAGAUUGGAAAAUAGAUGGUAUUUCAUACAUGCCGGUUAUAAACGUAAAUUACAAAUUGCUAAAUUUUAUGUAUAUGAUGGUAAUGAUGAAAAGCACAAUUCAAAUGAAAAUUUAUUGUAAGAUCCUUUGACUGAUUUUGUGAAAGUAGUUUUUGGAUCAGAAGAUCACAUGGUCGGAUUUAAUGGGCAAAUAUUGCAAAUAGCAAUUAUGAUAGGGAGUGGAUCAUUUGGAUAGAGUGGCUCAUAUUUGGAGUCUCCACUGUUGGACUACAUAACCCAGUAUCAAAUUCCAGAGGAGUCAACCUUAGAAUACUUGUAUAAACAGAAAAAUGGAAUCAUAGAAUUGGAUCAUGAAUUCGAUGAACAUGAUUUCCAUGAUGUUGGGUCUUAUUCAGUUUGUGGCUGGUUCAAAUUGAACUAUUCACCUCUCAGUAAGUUCGAAUAGGAGACAUCUUGUUAAACAUUGAUACGUUUAUAUGAAAAUGAAAAACUGAAUGACAAAUUAAUUUAGGGUGAUAGAACACUGCUCAUCUAGGUUUGUGACUAGUAAUUUAUCAAAUUCUAGACUUACACCUUGAAUGAGAUAUCAAAUAUUAAUGAACAUAAAUUGAUUGAAAAUUCUAUUGAUAUGGAUUCCCCUGUAAUUUGGCAUUAUGUCUAUAUGAGUUACGAUGAUAUGGAGUAGAGUGUCUAAAUUCUAUUGAAAUAAUUUUAAUCUGAUGAAGUUAGAGUGCUUAACAACAUUUGGCAUAUGGAAACCAAUUAUUUGGGUAUUUUGUUUGGUACAGAUGUUGACAACAUCAACCUUGAUGGUGUAUAGCAAUAGUGGUAAUUCCUAUAUGGUUACAAUGCAAUUGUUGAUUUAAGUUAAGCCUCGUAUCAGGAUAAGUUGCCUAAUUAUUACAACAUCAAAAAUAACCAGAGAGAAUUGUGGUUCCAAAGUGAAGACACAACAACUGCUGAAUUUCAUAACGCUGUGAAUCAGUAUGCCAUCGGAGUUUGGACAAGAUGGGAGGCAGAAUUCUAUGAGUCCAAAUAAAUCCAAUUCCAUAAUAUCUUUAGAUUUACGAGUAGAAAAUAGUAUGAGGAUAAAGCACAAUUUGGAGAUAGAGUGUUGUUCUCGUAUCUCACAAAUAAAAACUAUGAGUUUAGUUCGUACGACAAAAAGUAGAAACUUACUGCUAUUAACACCUAAAUCCCUUAUGAUUUCAUUGAAGGAGAAUGGAAUUAUAUAUAUUUUGCUUAUAAUGACGGUAGUCUCUAUGCUGCAGUGAUUCAUAAGCAAUCUCAGAAGGCUGAACACACUAUUAUCAAAGAUAUUGAGCAUGAUAUAUUGGGAUAUGCAUAAUUGAUCAUAAACAAGCCUGAAUUUGGAUUUUAGGCAUUUAAGGGUCAGAUAUAUGAUUUACGAGUAUUCUUGGGAGAAGGGUCCUUUUUGGACGACACUCAGAAAGUGGCUGCAAUGAUCAACAAGCUGCAUUUGCGUUUGCCUGAUGUUGAAUUGAAGGUUGAAGAAUUCAAAUGGGAAGGAUGUGACACAUAAAUUGAUGAAGAUGGAUCAUUGAUCUAAGAGUUUCCCUAUUCCGAAUAAACAGUCUACUCCAUAUCUGGUUGGAUUUGGUUAUACUAAAAGAGCGAAGGGACUUUGGACUCUUUGUAAGGAGUGAUGAGAUUGUCGACUGAUCUCAAUUUUAAUACCUUGUUGGUUUUGGCCAAAUCCAAUCAAGUUACUUUUGGAAGUUAUUCGUUUGGAAAGAAGUCACUGCCUAUAUGGUAAAGUUGUGAUAUCGAAAUGGAGCAAUGGUUGUUUGUGUACGUCAGUCAUCAGGAGGAUGUUACUCGAUUUUAUAUCAAAAGUGAGAAGGGUGUGUAGGAGUUUUCAAAUGUAUCGAGACAUGUGGUUCCGAGGAAUUUCAAGUUGUCGCUUGUAAAGUUUGACUCGUUUGAUAAAUUUGAUGGCAAAUUAAAGGGAGUUCAUGUCAGGUGGCAUACACCGUUAGAUGACCCUGAAGAGGAAUCUGCAGCUCCAGUGUUAUCGCAUUAAUGA
This is a messenger RNA of Paramecium tetraurelia, 6027 nucleotides long. RefSeq lists its product as uncharacterized. NCBI's taxonomy places the organism in Eukaryota, Ciliophora, Oligohymenophorea, Peniculida, Parameciidae. The record is from RefSeq and is a predicted model, not a curated record. The transcript is spliced from 3 exons.